UACACUGACUGUACCGGUUUAUGUACGUGGACGUCUGUGCUUCUGCUUCAGCAUUUCAGUUUUAGUAACGUUUCUGUGGUGUCUCGGCGAUGUUCGGCCGUUCUUAGUCUAUGUUUUCACUUUCAUGAGUGAAGUGCUGGGAGACUCGUGCGAGCGCUGGAGUUAAGGAAGAGGUUGGUGGCCUCGAGUUCCUGGCCUCCAUAAUGUCGUGCUGCUUGUCAGCCGAAGCGGCGGAGCAGAGGAGAAUAAACCAGCUCAUUGAGAAGGAGCUGAAAAAAGAUAGAAAGCAAGCUCGAAGGGAACUCAAGUUGCUGUUGUUAGGAACUGGUGAAUCUGGCAAGAGCACCUUUAUAAAACAAAUGCGAAUCAUCCAUGGUAAUGGCUACAGCGAAUCAGAUCGUAAAAGUUUCAAAAAGUUAGUGUUCCAGAAUAUCUACACGGCCAUGCACGCCCUACUCAAUGGUAUGGAUGCGCUACACAUACCAUUCACCGACGAAAGCAAUAAGGAACGUGCCACGCACGUAUUACGUUUGGAGCCUGAUUUGGUGGAGUCUCUUGACCAACUGGAUUUGCUACGAACGCUAUGGAGUGAUCCUGGUAUGCAGACAUGCUACGAGCGGCGGAGAGAGUUCCAGCUGACGGAUUCAGCGAAAUAUUAUUUGGACGCCCUGGAACGCAUCGGCGCACGGGACUACCUGCCUGACACUCAGGAUGUAUUGCGUGUCCGUGUGCCUACAACUGGCAUUAUUGAAUAUCCAUUCAACCUUGACAAAGUCGUUUUUCGGAUGGUGGAUGUCGGCGGGCAGAGAUCAGAACGGCGGAAGUGGAUCCACUGUUUCGAGAAUGUGACAUCAACUAUUUUCUUAGUGGCACUGAGCGAGUAUGACCAGGUCCUCGUCGAGUCAGAAGACCAGAAUCGCAUGGAAGAAAGCAAGGCCUUGUUCAGGACAAUAAUCACAUACCCGUGGUUUCAGAACUCGUCAGUGAUUCUCUUCCUCAACAAGAAAGACUUGCUAGAAGAUAAGAUCCAGUCGUCAGAUUUAGCCGACUACUUUCCCGAGUUUGUCGGUCCUCGGCGAGAUGCCACUGCCGCACGGGAGUUUAUUCUCCGUAUGUUCGCUGAACUGAACCCGGACCCGGAAAAGACGAUCUACCCGCAUUUCACCUGCGCUACCGACACUGAGAAUAUCCGAUUUGUCUUUGCGGCGGUGAAGGACACCAUCCUGCAGCUCAAUUUAAAGGAAUACAACCUCGUAUAGGCCGCAAUGCUGUGCACGAAGGACCUGCAUGAUCUCUUGUGUGUGUGUGUGCGAACCAGCCAGGUGGUAGUUGGCACUGCUACGGCCAUCCUCCCGGUGGUGGGCAUCUCCUGAUACGGCCGCCGCGUUCUUCGCUUGCGUGCUCAAGGUAGCUGAGAAGACUGUGUACUAACGGGUCAUUAUAUCUCCUCCGCGUAUGCUCGUAAUGCACUCUCAUCUAUUGUAUGGCCCCGUCCGCUGAAGCACCAACGCCAUCGCGUCCAUGACCCGCCCUCUUCUCCGGUUCCCUCUGUCUCUCGUGUGUGUGUGCGUGCGUGUCCACUCAGCUACAUGUCAGAGCAGUCUCUGCAGGUACUGAGAUAUCUGGGGAGAAGGAGAUUGUUGCUUGUAUAUGUGUGCUCAUCUCCUACGCUUGGACGGCAUGGCUGCUGCAGUCUGGUCUGCUUGCUGUUGUAAAGUCUUGUCCGCUUGGCAUCCCCUUCCCUUUCUCCCUCCAUACCUUCAUGGCUGUACAUUACUCUUCCUCCUGCCGCUGUUGCUGCUGCCCGCGCCACCUCCGCUGCCGCCGUGCUACCCGUUAACCGGAGCAACUGGCUGAUAUUGGGGCAAUGGUGGUUUCGGCGAGAAGUCGUGUCACCGCUGUGCAUGCUACUGACGUGGCGUGGUGUCUUCACGAAGCUGGACUGUCCGGUCGCCACCGCCGCCGCUCUGCCAAUGCUGCUGCUGUUGUCACUGUCCUCCACCUCCUCAGCCUCUCUGCUACUGUUAUUCAUAUCGUCAAUCUAGUUGAGUUCUUCUUCCUCUUCUCCAGCAUCACCACCAGCAGCAUCAACAACAGCUACAACAUCAGCAUCCCACUGCCCCCCUCAUGAUACACCAUGAUAAUCAUCAACCUCAUCUCAUCAUUAUAGUGAUCAUCAACCGUAGCCCUCUUGCUGCAUUCGCCUUUUUUCAUAAUUUUUUAUCAAUAUAACGAUAUGCCAUACAUGUAUCACUUUGUGCAUGCUCACGACCCUCUUUGUCCUCGUUAUUAACCUUUGUUUUUUAUGACAUUGACCCGUCCGUCGUCCAGCUGUCGUAGUCCUAAAGGCCCCGGUUCUAUCGGUAGUUAUAGAGAUAUUUUCUUCAGGCAAGUAUGCAUCUCUUCCCAUCAUCUUUAUUUCUUCUUUUUCUUUCUUUUCUCUUUCUCUCUCCUUUUUUUCUUUUUUUUACUAUUUCUCUUCCUCGCAUAUGGGAGUGGCGAGAGCAUAUGGGAGUCAGUUGACUGGAGGUUGCGUGUUCGUUUAAUUUUGUCUAUACCGUACCGUGCAUUCGUUUCUGUCUGUGCGUCGGCUCGUCUCACUCGUACCUCUGUUGUUUUUGUUUUUUUUUCUCGUGAACCUCAUCAGACAUGUGUUCUCUCCCCUGUGUAUGUGUAUCGUAUGCACACUUGGCCGUGUUGUCUCUCCACUUGUAGGUAGGUGAUGUAGAUAUUUAUCAACGGGUGUACAUCUCUUGCUUCAUACUCUUCAUAUGAUGACCUGGCACAUGAAACGCAAUAGAACAAACAUCGAGUUGUAAAAGUUGUAAACUGAUCAUUCA
Messenger RNA from Sycon ciliatum, 2840 nucleotides. Its product is annotated as guanine nucleotide-binding protein G(q) subunit alpha-like. The transcript has 7 exons. The coding region runs from base 204 to 1259 and encodes 351 amino acids. NCBI's taxonomy places the organism in Eukaryota, Metazoa, Porifera, Calcarea, Leucosolenida, Sycettidae. The record is from RefSeq and is a predicted model, not a curated record. Gene Ontology annotation, biological process: adenylate cyclase-modulating G protein-coupled receptor signaling pathway. Gene Ontology annotation, cellular component: heterotrimeric G-protein complex. Gene Ontology annotation, molecular function: G protein-coupled receptor binding; G-protein beta/gamma-subunit complex binding; GTPase activity.